UGUCUCUCUCUCUCCCCCAUAUCGUCUAACUUCUCCGACGAUCUCCAGUGCAAACCACUGUCCGGAAAGCGCGGAGACGCCUGAGAUUCACGGCAAUGGCGUCAUUUCACCAUACUCUAACCUAUUGGCUCGUCAACCAUCCCAACAUCGCCAAUUUCACGUGGACCCACGGUGAAACCCUCGGCUCCACCAUCUUCUUCGUCUCCGUCGUAGUCUCCGUUUACCUUACCGCCACAUUACUUCUCAGAUCCGCCAUCGACUCGCUCCCUUUGCUAGGUCCUCGAAUUCUCAAACCAAUCACAGCCGUCCACAACCUUAUCCUCUGCCUCCUCUCCUUAAUCAUGGCCGUCGGCUGCACUCUCUCUAUGAUCUCACACCCGACGCCUGCGCGUUUCUUCGACGUGAUUUGUUUUCCCGUCCAUGUGAAGCCCAACGGGCCUCUCUUCUUCUGGGCUCAAGUCUUCUACCUCUCGAAGAUCCUCGAGUUCGGAGACACGAUCCUCAUCGUACUAGGCAAAUCUAUCCAACGGCUGUCUUUCCUCCACGUGUACCACCACGCCACGGUUGUUGUUAUGUGUUACCUCUGGCUUCGAACCCGCCAGUCUAUGUUUCCGGUUGCGCUCGUGACGAAUUCGACUGUCCAUGUUAUUAUGUAUGGUUAUUACUUCCUCUGUGCUGUUGGAUCGAAGCCGAAGUGGAAGAGGUUGGUGACGGACUGUCAGAUUGUGCAGUUUGUUUUCAGCUUCGGGUUAUCUGGUUGGAUGCUCCGAGAGCAUUUAUUCGGGUCAGGUUGCUCUGGGAUUUGGGCGUGGUGCUUCAACGCAGCGUUUAAUGCUUCUCUUUUGGCUCUGUUUUUCAACUUCCAUUCCAAGAAUUAUGCCAAAAAGACAAGAGAGGAGGCGACAAAAACCGAUUAGAUUUGUUGUCUUAAAUUGUUGAAUGUUCUUGGAGUUGUAUUUGUUACAAAUAGUUUGAAAUUGUUUACUACAAAUAAGAUAGAAAAACGAUAAUAAAUCUUGAAAUAGCUUUUUAUUUAUCG
Molecule: messenger RNA, 1039 nt
Organism: Raphanus sativus (radish)
Lineage: Eukaryota; Viridiplantae; Streptophyta; Magnoliopsida; Brassicales; Brassicaceae
Product: elongation of fatty acids protein 3-like
Exons: 1
Coding region: 96-917 (273 amino acids)
Biological process (GO): sphingolipid biosynthetic process; fatty acid elongation, polyunsaturated fatty acid; fatty acid elongation, saturated fatty acid
Cellular component (GO): endoplasmic reticulum membrane
Molecular function (GO): fatty acid elongase activity
Source: RefSeq, a predicted model, not a curated record